Eremothecium gossypii ATCC 10895 is the source of this 813-nucleotide messenger RNA. RefSeq names its product Elongator subunit ELP6 (gene ELP6). Gene Ontology annotation, cellular component: elongator holoenzyme complex. NCBI's taxonomy places the organism in Eukaryota, Fungi, Ascomycota, Saccharomycetes, Saccharomycetales, Saccharomycetaceae. The record is from RefSeq and is marked provisional. Gene Ontology annotation, biological process: tRNA wobble uridine modification. The coding region runs from base 1 to 813 and encodes 270 amino acids. The transcript has a single exon.
AUGACUGGCCAGAGACAGGAUUUACUAGUAUUCAGCGAUCAGAGUGUAAUAUCGCGUCGGUUACUGCAGGAUGGAAUGCACCAUCUAAUAAUGGUACCUCAUCGGCUUGGUACCUCUCCAAGGUGGCUAAUAAGCGCAUUAGCCGAGGCUUUUAUAUUUGGGACGCCUGUAUCUCUCAAUGAACAGCAAUCCGCGGCUGCGAAGGCCCAGCGGCCGCACAAUACGGAGGCCACAAGAGGGCCUGCGGUAACCGUGGCAUCCUUCAUGCACGAUGCAGCGCACUAUCAAAACGUGUUCAGUAAGCUGAAACUGCCUUCUCAGGCUGUGCGUAUAGUGGAUGUGUUCACAGACCUGGUAAAGCAAAACAUAGGCAAACCUGGUGCAGCGGUGUUGGAGCGUCUCUUAGAAAGCAUACCAGACCAGCGCAAUGGCGGUAUAAUCAUAGAGCAACCUGAGGUACUACUGUCUCUGUUUCGCUUGACGAGUGAUGAGCUUCACCUAAACUUCAUCAACCCUUUAAUGAAGAAAUGCGCUGUGCUGGUCGUCGUGACAUCGGUGGAUGGCUUCGACGGCGGUGAUUAUGAGCGUGCAUCCAAAGAUGCCAUAGAGUUCAUGCGGUUUCCGACAGCCGCAUUUCACAAGAGCAUUGCAGUGCUUUCUUUACGUCCAUUGGAUACAGGCAGGGCGAAGGACGUGACUGGCAUUUUGCAGGUCACGCAGGGAGGGUCGCUGGAGGAGAGCGAUGUGCAUGUUGUGGAGAAUGAGUACCUCUUCCACGUUCAGAAAGAAAGUAUAAAAUUGUUUUACCGAUAA